AUGGAUAGCAACAACGAAAUUCAACUAGAACUUGUAGGCGACGCACCACUUCCAGUACCCAAUGAAAGCAAAGGCAAAAGCUACUCAGUCAUGGAUAAAAAGCAGAACCAAAACAUGAAACGUUUAAUUAUUGCGCUUCUUUUCAUUCUUGCCGUGGUGAUUACGUUAGCGAUAGUGGUACCUGUCGUCAUUUACGUUCGCUCACGUGACCAGUCUUCUUCUUCAGAGAAUACCAGUGAUCGCGAAACACUUUUACUGAUACAGGCCAAUAUUACAGAUGCUCCACCUUUGCUGACAGAAGCUCCAGUGACAAACGAUCUGUCAAAGAAUCCAACAAGAAAGGUGACAACUGUGAAGGCUGAAAGCGCGCAAGCGACAAAGGACUCAAUGACAAAGACUUCAACAGCAAAAGGAAUAACGACAAGCGCGCCAGCGACAGAGAACUCAAUGACAAAGACUUCAACAGCAAAAGGUAUAACGACAAGCGCGCCAGCGACAAAGAACUCAAUGACAAAGACUUCAACAGCAAAAGAUCUAACGACAAGCGCGCCAGCGACAAAGGACUCAAUGACAAAGACUUCAACAGCAAAAGGUCUAACGACAAGCGCGCCAGCGACAAAGAACUCAAUGACAAAGUCUUCAACAGCAAAAGGUCUAACGACAAGCGCGCCAGCGACAAAGAACUCAAUGACAAAGACUUCAACAGCAAAAGAUCUAACGACAAGCGCGCCAGCGACAAAGGACUCAAUGACAAAGACUUCAACAGCAAAAGGUAUAACGACAAGCGCGCCAGCGACAAAGAACUCAAUGACAAAGUCUUCAACAGCAAAAGGUCUAACGACAAGCGCGCCAGCGACAAAGAACUCAAUGACAAAGACUUCAACAGCAAAAGGUCUAACGACAAGCGCGCCAAUGACAGCGAUUCUAACCUCAAAUACUCUAAUGAUGAAAACCACAAACACGGAGACUCCAAUAAUUACGAGAAGGGCUUCAACGACAGACGCCCCGACAGCAAGCGCUUCUAAAACGAAACCUUUGAUGUGCAGUUUUCAAGAUGACAUGCAACGUUUUAAAAACGCGACGAUUUUUAAGGUUCCAACAAAUUCUAAAAUCGACGAUCAGGUACAGAUGUUUCGUUCUCAAGCCGAACAGCCUCUUCAAAAACUACAACAGAGUAGUGUACAGUACUGCGACAAGUUUGAGCCCGCUCGAGUUCCUGUCGUAGGAAUUACUCAGGCAGAUAUAAAAGCAAGUGGGUCAAGUGGUGAUGUCGACAUUACCAUUCCCUUGAGUACCCCGCGUGGUACGGGCGGUCACGAUCCUGAUAUCUCUCUUAAAUACAGCGCACAUGCCGGCAACGGCGUGUUGGGUAAGGGAUGGGGAAUAGCUUUCUUACCAAGCAUCUCACGUUGUCCAAAAACAAUGAAACAGAACGGAUACUCUCAAGGAAUCACGUUAACGGACAAAGAUGCUUUCUGCUCUGGUUCAGAUCAGCUUGUAUUAGUUCGAGGUCAGACGCCUAAUCCCCUAAACUAUCAAGGAGAAAUUUAUAAAACAGCGCGGGACAGCAAAAUUUUGUACAAAGCUUACGGUCCACGGAAUGGUCUAGGGCCGAUCUCCUGGACUGCUUAUCUUCCAAACGGUGUGAAGCGUGCGUUUGGCGGAACGGCAAAUUCUAGAGUCAUGGCAUUAAAUGGAGCAGUAUUUGUUUGGGAGGCGAGCUCAGAAAGUGAUCCAUUUGGCAACAUUAUUAAUAUAGAAUACCAACAAUCUACUGACGGAUCGGCUGACUGGUACCGUACUGCUAUCACUUACGCCGAAGGAAACGCUAAAGUAGAGUUUAACUACAUGUCUAGGCCAGAUGUAACUAAACAUUACUUGAGUGGUGUGCAAAUUCGUACCACUAAACUAUUGUCAUCAAUAAGGACGUACGCCACUAUGCCACAAGAAUCAGAAGAUUUUCCAUUAUGA
Corticium candelabrum is the source of this 1971-nucleotide messenger RNA. RefSeq names its product mucin-5AC-like. The record is from RefSeq and is a predicted model, not a curated record. NCBI's taxonomy places the organism in Eukaryota, Metazoa, Porifera, Homoscleromorpha, Homosclerophorida, Plakinidae. The transcript is spliced from 2 exons. Gene Ontology annotation, cellular component: cytoplasm. The coding region runs from base 1 to 1971 and encodes 656 amino acids.